Molecule: messenger RNA, 1446 nt
Organism: Pochonia chlamydosporia 170
Lineage: Eukaryota; Fungi; Ascomycota; Sordariomycetes; Hypocreales; Clavicipitaceae
Product: branched-chain alpha-keto acid lipoamide acyltransferase
Exons: 2
Coding region: 1-1446 (481 amino acids)
Cellular component (GO): mitochondrion; cytoplasm
Molecular function (GO): lipoic acid binding; acetyltransferase activity
Source: RefSeq, a predicted model, not a curated record
AUGUUUCUACAACGCGGCUCGAGAGUGCUGCGGAGGCAGUUGCAGACUUCCAAGACCAUUGGCAACAUGGCCAUGGGGAGGGGCACAAUGGCAGGAGCAUCGACACCCCGGUGGUUCACGGAGUCAAGGAGAUUAUACGCCGUGAAGCCUGUGCUGCUGGCGGAUAUUGGUGAAGGCAUUGUCGAGUGUGAAGUCAUUCAAUGGUUCGUCGAGCCCGGCGCCCGCGUCGAAGAGUUCUCACCGCUAUGCGAGGUGCAAAGCGACAAGGCGUCCGUAGAAAUCACAAGCCGUUUCACAGGCACGGUCAAGAAGUUGUACUACGACGCCGGAGAAAUGGCCAAGGUCGGCAAGCCGUUUGUCGAUAUCGACAUUGAGGGGGAGGUAGAGCCAGAGACUCCAGCGCCCAGCCAAGAACAACCACAGGCAUCAACACCAUCCACACCCUCGCCAUCCGAAUCUCAAAGCAGUGCCGCACCGGCUAGCGAUGCGCCGUCCGCACCAAAGCCCAAGGGCAAGAUGGCGGCGUUGGCGACCCCUGCGGUGCGACACCUCUCCAAGGAACUCAACAUUGACAUCAUUGAGAUUGACGGCACCGGGAAGGACGGCAGAGUCCUCAAGGAGGACAUUUACAAGUUCGUCAAGAACAGAGAAGAAGGCGGUAGCACAUCAACGCCGUCUGCUCCUUUGCCAACCGGCACGCCGGGGGUUCAGACAGAAACCAGAGCACCGCUCAGCCAAACCCAGCAAAUGAUGUUCAAGAGCAUGACGCGAUCCCUCAACAUCCCGCACUUCCUCUACGCCGACGAGAUUGACUUUUCAGAUCUCGUCGCCCUCCGCACCCGCCUCAACAAGGUCCUCUCCACGUCCGUCGUGCAAGACGGCCAGCCCGACAAACUCUCCUACCUACCCUUCAUCAUCAAGGCCGUCUCCAUGGCCCUGUACCAGUUCCCCAUUCUCAAUGCCCGUGUGGAGGUGGACGCCGACGCCGGCAGCAAACCGUCCCUCAUCAUGCGGUCCCAGCACAACAUCGGCGUGGCCAUGGACACGCCGCAGGGUCUCCUCGUCCCUGUCAUCAAGGAUGUCGGCUCCCGCAACAUCAUCUCCAUUGCCACGGAGUUGGUGCGAUUGCAGAAGCUGGCUCAGCAGGGCAAACUGGCGCCGGCAGACAUGUCCGGCGGCACGAUUACCGUGUCCAACAUUGGGAACAUCGGCGGCACGUAUUUGAGCCCCGUGAUUGUGGAGAAGGAGGUUUCUAUUCUGGGCAUUGGCCGCAUGAGGACGGUGCCUGCGUUUGAUGAGAAUGAUAAUGUCGUCAAGAAGCAUGUGUGCAAUUUUAGCUGGAGCGCUGAUCAUAGGGUCGUGGACGGGGCGACUAUGGCGAGGGCGGCGGAUGUGGUGAGGAGGGUGGUUGAGGAGCCGGAUAUUAUGGUUAUGCAUUUACGGUAG